Molecule: messenger RNA, 1632 nt
Organism: Phytophthora nicotianae INRA-310
Lineage: Eukaryota; Oomycota; Peronosporomycetes; Peronosporales; Peronosporaceae
Exons: 11
Coding region: 1-1632 (543 amino acids)
Molecular function (GO): protein binding
Source: RefSeq, a predicted model, not a curated record
AUGGCGACGACAGAGGCUCAUAAUGGAACUGGAGGCAGCAUGGCUCCACCCGUCCCAAUCCCCGCCGCGUCGACUGCUACUCGCUCGGAACACGGCCGAGUGUCCAGACACGAAGAGAGUGGACUCAUGUCGGACGAAGAUUUUUACGAUGCGCAGGAAGAUGCGGAGGCAGAUGCCACACGACAAGCGUCUGCAGCUGCUAUCACCAUUACAAACCAGCAAUCAGGUGACCCUGAACUCGAGAAUAAAAUCAUCGACCCGGACGACAGCAAGUACAUAGUGAAAAAUAAAGACACAGGAGAAGUCUUCGACAUCCGAGAUCUGUCCAGCAUGCCAGCAGACUCUUACUCUAUUUUCCCAAACGACUUCGUAGCUCCACAAGAAGAAGAGGCCAAACGGACCAGGACCAGACGACCUUCGAUUACCAAAAUCAUGGCCAAGUUCCCGAUAAAGUCCAAGACAAAAGAGCCCACGAAAAGAAAUCAUGUCCCGGUGACAUCAUGCAAGAAAGAAAAACGGGAUCUCGAAGACUUGUGCUUAGCACAGACAUUAUCGAAGCACACUGGCACCAUUUGGACGAUGAAAUUCAGUCAUGAUGGCGCUCGACUGGUGUCCGGAGGACAAGACGCCAUCUUACGCGUUUGGAAAGUUCAAAUCAGCUCCGAAGAAGAUGCAAAACUGGCACGAGAGAGCGAUGAAAAGCAUAUUCUCGACGCUGAACCAGAACGAUCUUACCAGGGACACACAAUGCCCAUUGUUGAUGUAUCGUGGAGUCGCAGCAAUUUCAUCCUGUCGGCAUCGAUGGACAAGACUGUUCGGCUGUGGCAUAUUUCACGCGAAGACUGCUUGCACGUAUUUCAUCACCCUGAUAGUGUACCUGCAGUAGACUUCCAUCCAAAGGAGGAUCGAUAUUUCCUGUCCGGAUGCUUUGAUAAUAAAGCGCGUGUGUGGGAUAUUCCAGACGGCUGUGUGGUGUCCUAUGUCCAGACACCAGUGAUGAUCACUGCUGCCAGUUUUAACCCGAGUGGUACACGCGCCAUUGUUGGUUUGCUGAACGGCCAGUGCAUCUUCUACCAAGUCAACUCGCACCAACAGAUGAACUAUUACACUCAAAUCGAGUGUCGAAACAGUCGCGGAUCAAUGAGAAAGGGACGGAAAGUCACGGGUAUCGAGUUCGAUCCAGAAGGCAAAUAUUUCCUGGUCAGCACGAACGAUUCGCGCAUGAGGCUCUUCUCGGUAGACAAUUAUUCUCGAAUAUGCAAGUACAAAGGUCUCGUCAACGGGCAUCUCCAGAUUAAGGGACGAUUCAGCCAAGACGGAGACUUUGUGAUAUGUGGGUCCGAAAACGGAUCCGUCUACGUUUGGAACAAAGCAAGAUACCUUCGGUCUAUGAGCAUCGUGAAAAGUAGCAAGCAAGAUCGCAAUUCCUCUUACGAGUUCUUUACAGCUGCUGAACCUCCCAACGGCAUUGUCACGGUUGCUUUGUUUGCCCCAGCGAGUACCUUUGCCAUGGUCAAGUCAAAGCUCGAAGCAAGCGACGAUGUGAACACAAACGCAUGCACUGGAUUGAUUGUAAGCGCGAGCUACGACGGAUGCAUCAAGUUUUUCGAGCGGUCUGCGAAGAGCGUGUAA